AUGCUUGUGGGGUUGACUGUUGGCGUGGGGUUCGCGGCGGCGGCUACUGCGCAGUCGCCGGGCGAUACCGUCGUGUGGGGACAGGAUGUGUUUGUCAUCCCGUACAAAUGGUCCGGCGGAUCCGAUCGGUCGGCGGUCCGUGAGGUGAUCCUCUACUACUCGGCCGAUCAGGGACAAACUUGGCAAGAGGUUACCCGCGCGCGGCCCGAUGUCCAGUCGUUCAUGUACCGCGCGACGGGAGAUGGCGAGUACUGGUUCGCCAUCCGCACCUCGGACGCCGCCGGCGCCAGGUGGCCCGCCGGCCCGAUGCGUCCGGAACUGAGGGUGGUCGUGGACACCCAGCUGCCCACCGUGCAGAUCACCACCGCGACCCUGACUCCCGAUGGGCGGUUGUCCAUCGAGGCCACGGCGGCAGACCCGCAACUCGAUUCCAAUGCGGUGGUCGUUGCGUACCAAGAUCCAAUGACCGGCGGCUGGCAGAACAUACAGGCCACCACGACGCCGGGGUUCGCCGGCAGCGCGACGGUCCGCGCGUCGGCGGUGGUGCCGGCAGGCACACGUGGGGUGAUGGUUCGGGUGUCGGUCAAGGACAAGGCUGGCAACCCGGCUAGCGCCGGAGUGAUGGCGGCAGCGCCCUACGGGGCGUCGCGGGGCGUGCCCGCGCUGGCUGCGUCGACCACUUUGGGCGCCGCCCACGGCUACGCGGGCCCGAUGCAACCGUCCGCGGGCCUGCCGGCCGACCCGUUUACGAGUAGCACGGCUUUCGUCCCCCCGGCGCCGCAGAUCAACGCAUCGGGGGACGCCGAUUCCGCGGCGGGCCCGUUCCGCUACGCGUCCAGCACGCCGCCGCAGGACCUGCCGGUCGCCGGCGGUGGACGGGUGGGGCCGCAGCGGCUGCUGGUCAACUCGGAUCGAUUUGAGCUGCAGUACGAUCUUCACUCGGUGGGGCGGUGGGGCGUAUCGAAGGUCGAGGUUUGGGGCACCGAAGACCGCGGCGCCACCUGGCGACGCUUCGCCAUUGACACCGACCAACGCAGCCCCGUGGACAUCCAGGCGCCCGCCGACGGGCUGUACGGGUUCGCGAUACUGGUCCAGAGCGUCGGCGGACUGGACCGCGAGCCGCCCCGGGCUGGUGACCAGCCGGACGUCUACGUCGAGGUAGACCGUUCGCGCCCGAACGCGGCGAUCACCAACGCCGUACAGCCGGAUGGCUACUUCGCAGACCACCUGAACGUUACCUGGCAGGCCGGUGACGCCAACCUGUCGGACCGCCCGAUUUCGCUGUUGUAUGCCGCCCAGCCGGGCGGUCCUUGGAUGCCGAUCGCGUCGAACCUGCCGAACAGCGGCCGCUACUCGUGGCGGCUGCAACGGCAUCUGCCCGACCGGUUGUACGUGCGUCUGGAGGCCCGUGACCAGGGCCUGCGCGGUAGACUCUUGCUAGCAGCAGGGCCCUCUGGGGACCGUUUCUUCAGGCAAGCAGCAAAGGGGCGGUCCGCAAUCCGGGGGCCACUAAACGCGUUGAGCAAGAAAUCUCCACCAGCCCUCACCGGCCUCGACUACCUGCUGGACUCCUGCACGCAUGAGCCGGGCGCGGUGGUCGCCGUUGUGGGGGAUGAGCCGUUCCUGAAACGAGAGGUGCUGCACAAUAUUCGCGAGCGGCUGUCUGAGGGGAACGACCUGGCGUGCAGCGUGUACGCCGGUCGUGAGUGCGACUGGCGUGACGUCGCGGAUGCGCUGACAAGCGUUUCGCUGUUUGGCGGCGCCUCGGCGGCUGUGGUUGAGGACGCCGAUCCCUUUGUCACCCGGUUCCGACCGCAGCUAGAGGAUUACGCCGCCAAGGACCGCCACGCCGGCACAUUGGUGUUAGACGUGAAGACCUGGCCCUCGAACACGCGUUUGGCGAAAGCGCAGGUGGGUAAAGGGUUGGUGAUCAAGUGCCAAAUACCCGAACGUGGCUCGGAGGUGGGGCAGUUUCAGCGAUCGGCGAAGAAGUGGCUUGCGCAACGGGCGAAGCAGACCCACGGUUCACCGAUCGACGCCGGCGCGCUCGACGCGUUGUUCGACCUGCUGCCACUCAGCCUGGGCGUGAUGGAUCAGGAGAUCGGCAAGCUCGCGUUGCUGGCAGGCGAGGGCGCCGAGAUCGACGCUGACCUGGUUCGCAAGCACGUCGGCGGCUGGCGGACCCGCAAGACCUGGGACAUGAUCGACGCGAUCGCCGAUGGUGACGCGCCGAAUGCCCUCGGUCAGCUCGACCGCUUGCUCCGCGCGGGCGAGCAGCCGAUCGGUCUCAUGGCGCAGGUGGCGUCGUCGCUGCGGAAGUUCUCGGCCGCCGCGUGCCUGAUCGAGCAAGCAGAACGGAACGGCCGCCGCACCUCCUUGCGAGACGCCCUGGAGCGGGCGGGAGUCAUGAGGUUCAAGCUCGGCGACGCCGAACGGCAGCUCAAGCAGAUCGGCCGGGCCCGGGCGGCGCGGCUCGACCAGUGGCUGCUCGACUCCGACUUGGCGCUGAAGGGUCACAAUAGCACACCCGGGCGGGGGCGAACCGAACUGGAGCGUCUGAUUGUGCGCCUCAGCAAGGCGGCCGACGACCGCCGCACUUCGCUGAGGUCGUUCGCCAAAGGGACUACCGGCCAGUUAGACCCACCAAAUGUGGCGGGGCGUACGCCGGUGUCGGAGCCCGUCCUGGAGAAUGCUGGGCCGCUCGUCGAGCCGACCCGCGAGCAGGCGUUUGCCGCUGUGCUGGGCGACCUGCAGGAGAUCGGCAGGGAGGACCCCGCGGCUCAGCAGCGGCUGGUCACGCAGCUCUACGAAUCAGACCCGGCGCAUUGGGAGGGCCUUGUCAUGCGGAUGCGCUCAACCAUGCAGUAUCACCGGCAGAUUGCGGGCGAGCCGGCCACGACCAGCGUGAUGCAGGCUUCGAGUCAGCAGACCGGUAGGGACACGCCGUCCGCGCACCAAGCCACCUCAAGCUCUCCCGCCACGCCUUCCGCUGCCAGCGCGCCGCUCCCACAGAGGCCCGGAACCUGGCCUGCGCAGCCGGAGCUGCCGCCCGCCGACGGCCAGGCUGAGCAGGGCGUCGACACACGCCGAUUCGACCCCAAGCUCACGCAGACCAAUGCGGUGGAUGUGGCCCACCAGGGUUCGGCGGCGACGCCCCUGUCGACUCGAUACGCGGACGGCGCCGCCGCAAUCCUGGACGACUCCCAGCAGGAGCAGCCGCUCGUCGACUUGCGGAGUGAAACCCCUGCAGCGAACUCUGCGGCGACUCCUCAGACGUGGGAUGAAUCACUUCAGGCGGCGAUCGACCAGUUAACCGGACAGCUUGAUGAACGCCCGCAGAGCAUCGACGAGGCGUAUCAGCACCUGCGGCUUCGGCUGCUGCAGCUCGCCGCCGGGAACAUGGACGGCGCGGCGGCUUCGGUUCCCGGGCUGACUGCCACGGAACAACAGUACUGGUCGCACCAGCUCCUUGCGGUCAGCACGCUACUAGACAACCAAUCGCAACCCGAGGUCCGCCGCCGAGCGGCCGCCGGAGGACUGCACCUGCGGAACGCGCUGACGUCGCUCGAGCAGCUUGGCAGCCUGACGGUGGGGCACCUGAGGUUCUGCGAGGAGGUCUACGGCUUUGGCGCCUACCAGCCGCUUGAGCACGCCAAGUUCCGCCCCGGCGGCGAAGUCAAGAUCUACGCCGAGGUGGCCAACUUCAAGACGGUCACCACACCGCAGGGAGAGCACACCUCGCUCGCAACCAGCUACCAGGUGCUCGACCAGCACGGCGCCCGUGUCGAUGGCGGCGACGUGCCCGUGGUCAACGACUACUGCGCGUCGCGCAGGCGGGACUUCCACAUCCAGUACGGGAUCACGUUGCCGCAAGGCAUUUACCCCGGCGAGUACGUGCUGGAGCUGACUCUCACGGAUCAGCUUGGCGACAAGAUCGGCCACGGCACGAUCGAUUUCGAAAUUGUCGCGAGCGAGUAG
Messenger RNA from Ostreobium quekettii, 3978 nucleotides. The record is from the annotation of a GenBank genome assembly. Lineage: Eukaryota; Viridiplantae; Chlorophyta; Ulvophyceae; Bryopsidales; Ostreobiaceae.